This is a messenger RNA of Sodiomyces alkalinus F11, 630 nucleotides long. RefSeq lists its product as hypothetical. Bases 1 to 630 code for a protein of 209 amino acids. NCBI's taxonomy places the organism in Eukaryota, Fungi, Ascomycota, Sordariomycetes, Glomerellales, Plectosphaerellaceae. The record is from RefSeq and is a predicted model, not a curated record. The transcript is spliced from 6 exons.
AUGGCCUGGACGGCAAAGAUCUACAAGCAAGAGACUGAUAUCGACCUUGGAAAUAUCGAGAGUCUCUGUUCUCCACAGGGGACCCUCGCAAAGGCCCGACUCCCGCUGAAAGAGGUCGGAAACUGUUUGCUCAAGACCGCGAAUCACCUCGCUCUCCGCCUUUUGCCAAGCUUUCAUACCUCUGAACCCUUGUUCAACCCCAGACAAACCGUCUCCAACCCCCGAUCUGAAUAUUCCCGCCGCAGAGCCGUGAUUGGACUGCUCUGCCGGAUAGAAUCCUUCGAGCCUUCACUUUCGAAUUAUGCUUUUCUGGAGGAGGGGCGGGAUAGGAAUCAUAGGAUGUUCAAGCUUCAACCGGCACCUCUGGCACCUUUGCUGUUGGCACCAGACUGGGAGCGACGGAGUCCACGGGACCACAACGCCGACGUCGGCGGUGAUAAUAUCAUCGACCUACCUUAUCGGACGUCUCCAUCAUCCGUCCACGGGCGUAUCACUGCCGUGAACUUCAACUGCACCUUGGCAGUGCAGCAAUAUGCCUUCUCAACUGUGGUUGGGAUGGCUUGCAAAGGGACCGAAAGAUCACGGACGCAUGGCAGGGUCGAGGUCCCAGGGUCCAGGGGUCCUUCAUGA